UCGGGUGUACAAAAAUUUCCCGGACGACGACAACAAGUGCAGCAGCAGCAGCAGCUGCUCGCGGGACGCGUAACAUACUUAUAAGAGUAAUUAGUAAACAGUGAGUGUAAUAGUGAAAAGAAAGUUGUGUACACUCCUUCCGCAAAUAAUAAUAAUAAUAGCCCGUUCCCAAUGUUGUGAUUGUACUGAACUAAUGUGUUGUUCGCGCAACGCGCUCGAAUAUUCCCCACCUAAGGCGGCGACAGCGUAAACGAAAAAAAAUAAAAAUGGUAUUCCACGACGACAUUGGAUUCGCAGCGAAUCGCCGCCGCCGCAAUAACAAUCGUCGUCGGCCUACAAGUGGUUUCACUACUACUAUUACUACCACUGUUGUUGUUGUUUCUGUUACUAGUUUUACUACCGCAACUACGAGACGUAGUGGUCGUACUAGUUUUACCACUCGCGCGACAGCCUGCUCGCGGCAGUAGUCAAAUGCACGCAACCCGAGGACGAUCGGCCGGCGCUCCGUUCUUGUCAUCGUCGACGCGACUAUAGACGGUGUAGCUGACGCGUAACAAUUGAAGACGAGGUGGUGUCUUCUGAUCGCCUUGAUCGUCGCGACCGGUUUCCCAUUUCCGUCCGGCCGUCACUGUAGUGUUGUCCGCCGACCAAGGCAGUCGGUGUCUCGCGUGAAGACCGUCCUGUCCACAAGGCCGUUGACUGCGUAGCCAGGCAGUCAUCCAUUCUCAUGGACGAGCGAAAAUGGGCGAUUUAACGUUCUACACCGUUACCUACAACGUUGCCACUAGAUCUCCCAGACAACCCCUAGAAGAUUUGCUACAAUGGAACGGCCGCACGGAACACCAGCUACCAGAUUUUUGUUUAUUUGGGUUUCAAGAAAUCAAGGCUCAACCUCAAAACUUAUUACUUGAUUCAGUAUUUGAUGACCCUUGGACAGCAGCUCUUAGGGAUGUGUUAAGUGGCUAUCAUUAUGUGAAAAUACGUACUGUAAAAAUGGUCGGAUUGCUGUUAAAUAUAUUUUGUAAACGAAAACAUGUUCCUCUUUUAAAAGAAAUGCAAACUUCAGAAACACGUACUGGACUUUUGGGUGUUUGGGGAAAUAAAGGUGCUGUCAGUUUUAGUUUUAAAAUUUAUGGGGCAACAAUAUGCUGUGUGAACUGUCACUUUGCCGCGCAUGAAGAAUAUUUAAAACAUAGAAUUAAUGAUUAUCACACAAUCAUUGGGAGUCAACAUUUUGGUUCAUCUAGAAAAGUUAUUUUGGAUCACGAUUAUGUUUUUUGGUUUGGCGAUCUCAAUUUUCGUUUAGACAAUAGUAAACUAAAGUCAGCUGAAGAAAUUGCUCGCCACGUUAACAAUGUGAAUUUAUCACUGAGAACUGCAACAACAUUACCUGACAUCUGGGCCCAAGAUGAGUUAAGUUCAGUCAUGCAAAAAUCAAAAGCUUUUAAAGGAUUUUUUGAACAUUUGCCAAUGUUUCCGCCUACCUAUCGAUAUAUUUUCGGGUCCAGCAGUUAUGAUCUCAAGAGAAGACCUGCAUGGACAGAUCGCAUUUUAUACAAAACAAUUGAUUCAUCAAAUGAAAAGUGUGUACUAGAGGUAUUAUCGUAUAAGUACAUUGAGUCAAUACGAUUAAGUGACCAUAGACCAGUUUAUAGCGAAUCCAGUGUUCAAAUAUCUAGUGAAGGACAUUUCAACAAUGUUGACCAACCUGUAAUUUUCCAACCAAUAAAGAUAUGGCAAUUAGAAACAGAAAAUGAAGUUAAUUUGCAGAUUAAAGAAUAUAUUCCAUAUGUGAAUGAUUGGAUAGGAGUAUUCCAAGAGAAAUAUACUAGUCUUGAUGACUAUAUAUCGUAUGUGUACUUACCUUCAGAGAUCAUGGAAUGUGAUGAAUCAAAUGAUGAAUAUAGACGAUUUGAUGACAUGACAUCUGUGUGUAGAGUAAAAUUUGUUCCUGAAGUAUUUUCAGAUGGUUCAAAAAGAGUGUGUUUGAAAUUUUCAGAAACUUCAGUGCUCAAUCCAGGCACUUAUAGACUAAUAUAUUUUAGUAGUACUAAUAAUUCAGUGCUCGGAGUAUCAAAUCCAUUUAUUGCUACCAAACAAACAUGUGCGUUAAAUACAUCUCAUGAAUUUGGUUGGUAGAAUUUUUUGAUAUAUCCCUAUGUUGUAUCAUUUAAGUGUUAUGUACUUAAUUAGAAGGGAAAAUUAUUUUAUGUUUGUUCAAAACGUCCACUAGUUAUUAAUGAAAUAUUGUUUUAAAUUCUGUUUCUGUUUCAACACGUGUUUAUUAAUUGCUCAUACUAGUGUUUAGAAAUUAUCUGUGAUUAAGGCUGUAGCUAUGCAGGAUGAUAUUUUAUGCUGCAAACCGUUAUGGAUAUAGAACAAUCAUUGAAAUAUCUUUCUAGCUAUUUGCUGAUAACAUAUAACUGCUACAUCAGGUGUUCUGUAUAGUUCCAGCAAUCCAGCUUAGUUAUUAAGAUAGAUGACAAUGUUGAAUAUAAGAUGUUAAAGUUUUGAUAUUUUUAAUGUGUAUUAUAUUUUUAUUAUUAAAUAUAUUGCAAACCCAUUUUA
Messenger RNA from Metopolophium dirhodum (rose-grain aphid), 2568 nucleotides. Its product is annotated as inositol polyphosphate 5-phosphatase K-like. Gene Ontology annotation, molecular function: phosphatidylinositol-4,5-bisphosphate 5-phosphatase activity. The transcript is spliced from 9 exons. The coding region runs from base 742 to 2139 and encodes 465 amino acids. NCBI's taxonomy places the organism in Eukaryota, Metazoa, Arthropoda, Insecta, Hemiptera, Aphididae. The record is from RefSeq and is a predicted model, not a curated record. Gene Ontology annotation, cellular component: cytoplasm; ruffle; plasma membrane. Gene Ontology annotation, biological process: phosphatidylinositol dephosphorylation.